Molecule: messenger RNA, 364 nt
Organism: Prorocentrum cordatum
Lineage: Eukaryota; Dinophyceae; Prorocentrales; Prorocentraceae
Source: the annotation of a GenBank genome assembly
GAAGCGGCCGCGAAGGCGGCUCGCCCCUGGCGCCGCGGCAGCUCGACCCCUCUGCCGAGCCGGGGCCGGCGACGCCAGGAGGCGGCCGCGACGGCGGCUCGCCCCCGGCGCCGCUGGACGCCAGCCAGCAGCGUGCUUCGCGUCAGUUCGACGUCGCCGCCCAGAAUGGUUGGCCAAGACCACGACGCCCGGAAGCGGCCGCGACGGUGGCUCGCCCCCGCCGCCGUUGGACGCCUGCCAGCGGCAGCUCGAGUUCACCUGCCAGGGUGCUGCGCUCGAGGAGCUGGAGGAUGACCUGGGCCAGGGGGACGAGGAGCCAGCGGUGCCGAACUACCGCAGCUUCCACAUCUCGAGGUCGGACUAG